AUGGCCUCGGAGCUGGAGGAGCGUUUGUGCACGGCUGUACGGGACAAGCUGCGGCUCAGGACAGUGCCGGGCUGGGGUGCCACCACACAGCUGCCCUCCACACGCUUGCUGCUAAAGAGACAGGAGAUGGUGGAGGUGGAGAAGGUCCUGCAGAGGCGGCGGGAGGAGUUUCGGCAGAGGAUGGAGCACCUGGCACGGCGCCGGCAGCGGCUGGGACAGCGGCAGGAGCAGCUCCGAGAUGCCAUCCUCAAAUUUGACACCUUCCUCAAGGCUUCGGCGGCAAGGCAGGAGCGGGCACUGCGGCGGGCGAGUGCGGAGCGGGCACGGGUGGCGGGACAGGGGGCUGAGGCCGCCCGCCUGCGCCAGGAGCUCGGGGAGCUGCUGAGGCACAGGGACAGCCUGGCCCGGCGCCUGCGGAGCCUCCGCUGCUUCGGAGACUACUUGAGGGAGGUGCUGGCCAGCACGGGGCAGUUCCAGGAUGUCCCGGCAAUGCUGGCCCAUUUUGUGGCACUGGCGAGGACACAGGCAGCCCUGGCACAACAGGCAGAAGCCAGGCAGGAGCAGCUGGCCCAGGUCCAGGCACGGCUCCAGCGGUACCAGGAGGAGGCCAGCAGUGAGCUCCUGCACACCAGCAAGGAGCUGGACCGGCUCCAUGCACGCCUGGAAGCCACUCGCCAUGAUGUGCUCCAGGAGGAGUCCCACUGGGCCCACAUCCAGAAUGUGGCUAGCCAGAAAACCCUGCUGCUGGGGCAGAUCAAGCUGGCAGUGCUCAACCUCUUCCAGCUCACCACUGCGAGGCUCGGGGUUCCUGUGGACGUGGACCUGGAGGAUACUGAGGCCCAACUGGACAUGGUGCUGCUCUGUAUGCGGGACCUGGCUGCCAUCUGUGCCGAGCUGCUUCCCAGGGAGCCAGGGCCAUGUCUCCCACGCUUGCCUGCAGUCACCAGCACACGCCACAGGGGUGCCAGGGUGCCUCUGGGCCAGGAAUAG
This is a messenger RNA of Calypte anna (Anna's hummingbird), 990 nucleotides long. RefSeq names its product cilia and flagella associated protein 73 (gene CFAP73). Bases 1 to 990 code for a protein of 329 amino acids. Gene Ontology annotation, biological process: spermatid development. The transcript has 7 exons. The record is from RefSeq and is a predicted model, not a curated record. Lineage: Eukaryota; Metazoa; Chordata; Aves; Apodiformes; Trochilidae.